Dromaius novaehollandiae (emu) is the source of this 3928-nucleotide messenger RNA. It is a transcript of the gene PITRM1, whose product is annotated as pitrilysin metallopeptidase 1. The transcript is spliced from 23 exons. NCBI's taxonomy places the organism in Eukaryota, Metazoa, Chordata, Aves, Casuariiformes, Dromaiidae. Gene Ontology annotation, cellular component: mitochondrial matrix. Gene Ontology annotation, molecular function: metalloendopeptidase activity; metal ion binding. The coding region runs from base 261 to 2861 and encodes 866 amino acids. Gene Ontology annotation, biological process: protein processing. The record is from RefSeq and is a predicted model, not a curated record.
UGAAACGCCCCCGCCGCCAUUUGGAGGGGCCCCUGCCGCCAUGUUACAGCCCCCCGUCGGCGCGGCCCCGCUCUUGCGCUCCAGCCACCAGAGCCGCGCCAGCGUCAGGUGACCCGGCCGCGGCCCCGGGCCACCUCCUGCCGCCGCCGCGCGGGGCGGAGCCUCCCGCGGCCAGUGCGGGCGGCGGCCGCGGCGCGGCGCUUGCGCGGCUGGGUGUCGCGGCGCGUCCCGUUCCCGUCCCGCUGCGGAGGCGCCGAGCCAUGUGGAGCCGUUACCGGGCAGCGGGGCGGCUGCUGAGCCUCAGCCGGUCCCUGAAUCAGAAGUCAUGGCGGUGGAAGAGCGUUUCCGCUAAUGAAAGAGCGCUGCAGUACACGAUAGGAGAGCAGAUCCACGGCUUCACCGUCGAACAGGUGACAGCUGUUCCUGAGCUGUUCCUGACUGCAGUGAAGCUUAGUCAUGAUAAUACAGGAGCUAGAUAUUUACAUGUGGCUCGAGAGGACUCCAAUAAUCUCUUCAGUAUACAGUUCCGUACCACUCCAAUGGACAGCACUGGCGUCCCACAUAUCCUUGAACACACUGUGUUGUGUGGUUCUCAAAAGUAUCCUUGCAGAGAUCCGUUCUUUAAAAUGUUAAACAGAUCUCUGUCCACUUUCAUGAAUGCAUUCACAGCUAGUGAUUACACACUCUAUCCAUUUUCAACACAAAAUCCCAAGGAUUUUCAGAAUCUCCUUUCAGUGUACUUGGAUGCAGCUUUCUUUCCAUGCUUGAGGCAACUAGAUUUCUGGCAAGAAGGUUGGAGGUUGGAACAUGAGAACCCAACUGAUCCUGAGACACCUUUAGUCUUCAAAGGAGUUGUUUUUAAUGAAAUGAAAGGGGCAUUUACAGAUAAUGAGAGACUAUUUGCACAGCACCUGCAGAAUAAACUCCUUCCUGACCACACUUAUGGUGUAAUAUCUGGUGGAGAUCCAUUAAGUAUUCCUGAUCUUACAUGGGAGCAGCUUAAACAGUUCCAUGCCACACAUUAUCAUCCAAGCAAUUCCAGGUUUUUCACUUACGGUAAUUUUCCACUGGAGAAACAUUUGAAACAAAUUCAUGAGGAAGCGCUGGUAAAAUUUCAACGAAUUGAAUCAAAUACUGAUAUCCCAAAACAGAAACUCUGGGAAAAUCCUAGAGAACACUGCAUAAAAUGUGGCUUAGACUCAUUUGCUGCAGAUCCUUCCAAGCAGACAACUGUCAGUGUCAGCUACCUGUUGACAGAUAUUACAGAUACUUUUGAAACCUUCACACUAAGCCUGUUGUCUUCCCUGUUGGUUGAUGGGCCUAAUUCUCCGUUCUAUAAAGCCUUAAUUGAGUCCGGUGUUGGUACAGACUUUUCUCCUGAUGUUGGGUUUAAUGGCUCAACAAGAGAUGCUUAUUUCAGUGUGGGUCUACAGGGUAUUGCUGAGAGAGAUGUUGAUACCGUGAAACAGAUUAUUGCUAGAACAGUUGAUGAAGUUAUUGUGAAAGGAUUUGAAGAAGAUAGGAUUGAAGCUCUACUUCACAAAAUUGAAAUCCAGCUGAAGCAUCAGUCUACAAGUUUUGGACUUGCCCUGACAUCUUAUAUAGCAUCCUGCUGGAAUCAAGAUGGUGAUCCAGUGGAGCUUCUGAAGAUUGCAGAUAAAGUUGCUCGGUUCAGGCAGUGUCUUAAAGAGAAUCCCAGAUUUCUUCAGGAAAAAGUUGAAACUUAUUUUAAGGAUAAUCCACACAGAUUGACUCUGUCGAUGAGUCCAGAGGAAGCCUACUAUGACAAACAAGCAAAAAUGGAAGCAGAAAAACUGAAACAGAAGAUCAGUGCUCUUUCUGGAGAAGAGAAAAAACAAAUCUUUGAAAAAGGUUUGGAAUUAAUUGCUCUUCAAAGCAAGUCUGAGGAUACCUCUUGUCUCCCAGCUUUGAAAGUGUCUGACAUUGAGCCCAAAAUCCCAUUCACUGUGCUGGAGACAACACUUGCAGCUGAUGAAAUUCCUGUCCAGUACUGUGCUCAGCCAACUAACGGGGUGGUGUAUUUCAGAGCUGUUUCCAGCUUGAACACGCUUCCAGAGGAGCUUAAACCAUAUGUGCCACUUUUUUGCAAUGUCAUUACAAAGAUGGGAUGUGGAGCCCUUGAUUACAGGGAACAAGCCCAGAAAAUAGAGCUGAAAACAGGUGGGAUGUCUGUUAGCCCACAUAUCAUUCCAGAUGAUUCACACCUGGAUGUGUAUGAACAGGGUGUGCUCUUUUCAUCUCUGUGUUUGGACAGAAAUCUGCCGGACAUGAUGCAUCUAUGGAGUGAAAUAUUUAACAACCCCCGAUUUGAGGAGGAAGAACAUUUUAGAGUACUGGUUAAGAAGACUGCCCAGGAGCUGUCGAAUGGGAUUCCUGAUUGUGGGCAUUUAUAUGCAUCUAUUAGAGCCAGCAAAAACCUUACGCCUUCUGGAGAACUGCAAGAAAUGUUCAGUGGGAUGGAUCAGGUGAAGCUGAUGAAGAGAAUAGCAGAAAUGUCUGAUAUUAAACCAGUACUACGCAAAUUACCACGCAUUAAGAAGUAUUUAUUAAAUAGUGACAAUAUCAGAUGUUCGGUAAACGCUGCACCACAACAGAUAUCAGAAGCAUCUAAAGAAGUAGAGAAAUUCAUAAAGGGCAUAACUAAAAGCAAAAAAGAGAGAAAACCUGUCCGUCCCCAUGUGAUUGAGAAAUCUUCAGAAGUCAAACCUGUGGGACACGAAAUGCUUAAUUCUUUGCAGAUCACAAGGAAACUAAUUAAUUUCUCGUUUGAAGAUCAUUUAGCUAACUUCACAUCCGUACAUGCAGACAAAUGUACACUUAAUGCCGUCUUUUGUAAGUGAUGCUUAUUUUAUUUUUAUCCCGGUUUCUUCCAGAACUGCACUUGUGUAGUGUCAUUGCCAGUUUACCCCCUUCUUUCCUUCCCCUCUUCCCUAUGUUAUUUUGAAUUUAAAUGACAUCUGACAGGAAGUCAUUAGUGAUAAUUAAAUUCUGUGAAAAUUUGUAUUUGGCUACAGGAGAGUAACCCAGUUUAGUGUACCCUGAGCUUCCCACUGAGAAGAAACAGGGAAGAGCUCAGCCCAAGGUUUUGCUUGCUGAUCAGUCAUGCAUAUGCUGCUGUCCUUGGCCCAGUCGGUCAGAGAUGUCGGGAGCUGGGGGGCGUCUCUCUGAAAUUAGGAAAGAACUUGGGAGUGUUGAGACGGAGUCAUAAAAGAUAUUAGAGGUGUCCAAGGCUCUGCUCAUGCUUAAGUAAGGGAACAAAAGUGUGUGUGUGUGUGUGUUUGUGAGAAAGAGAGAGAGAUGGGGUGCUGCAGGGGCUUAGAGGCAGGAGAAAGACUGGAAGUAGUGAAGUGGGAGCAUAAGGAGGAAGCGAGUAUAUUGCAGCAUAUGUUUGAGCUGAAAUUCAUACAGCUACUGCUGUUCAUAAAACAGCUUCUUUUUUUGUGGCUUUCAGUUUUUGAGUUUGGUUUCAAUAUCUAAAAUUGAGUCAAUGGACUCAAGUAUGAUGUGGUGACCGUGUACUUAUGUGGGAAUAGAAGUGGGGAUUUAGAAACACUCAGUCCAUUCAAAGUAAAGAUAUUGCAAGAGACUCAAACUCUUUGUCUGGUAGUAGUAAGAACACAACUGAGAAGCUGGUGUACGAGGAUGGGUAGCUGAUGUACAGUAUCGAUGAACUUUAGUUUCUCAAGACAAUUAUAUGUUCAUAUUUGAUUUAUACAGGAUUAUUACAGGAUAUUAUAUGGGCACGUGCUAAACGUCAGCAGCUGCAAUGUUGAUCAAGUGGCAGCUUAAGCAGUUGUGUCCUGUGUGUCUGUAUGUUUGGCAUAAUUUCAUAGUUCUCAAAAAAGCCAAAGUUGUCAAAUGGACAAGUUGUCUUAUUUCUGCUAACUGUGGCAAGAAUGCACUUUUC